AUGGCGGCGGCAAGCACACCAGGCAAGUUGCACUGCAAAUCUGAAACGGAGAUCCACAGCGAAGAUGUGAGGAGCAUAGAAGCUGCUUUUGCCCGAUUCUGGCACAAGCUAAAUAAAAAGCUGCAAACACCUCAAGCGACCCUGCAACCCCUAACGGGUACGAGUAAACACGACCGUGCCCACGGGGAAAAGAGAAAAGUACCGCCACACAAGCAGACAGUACACAAGAAUGGAGUUGGGAACGAGGGGAAGAGGCCCCCCACUCUGGGCACAGCAACUGACCCCAAACCAGCAGCGCAAGCACAAUGCCUGCCGAGGCCGAGAGGAAACCACCGCCGCAGCAUCAACCAUCCUGCAGGGGGACUGCCCGCCGCAGGCGGCGAAGAUACACCGGCUCCACCUGAACCCAACAAGGGAGUCAGUGGUCCGAAGAUACCACCCUCCAUAAAGGCCUGGGGCUGGAGGGGGACCUCGACCCACAACUACUGCACCGACUUUACAUGCCUUCCUACCCCUGACAACAACUGGCCACGAACAGGCAUGGGAUGA
Molecule: messenger RNA, 549 nt
Organism: Pelobates cultripes (western spadefoot toad)
Lineage: Eukaryota; Metazoa; Chordata; Amphibia; Anura; Pelobatidae
Source: the annotation of a GenBank genome assembly